GAAACCGCGCAGCAUUGCAUUUUGGGAUAUCUUCCUCCAUCAUGGCGGAUUAGGUAGUCGGCUAACGUUAACGGUUAGCAUUGUCACGAUUGUUUGGUUUCACACAUUGAAGGGGUGCAGCUAUCUGGCAUUUUCUACACAGGGACUGCAUCCACCGAAUAAACUGGUGUUGAGUGACGGUGCAGCACGCCAGUGUCAUUAAGAGGGCAUUUUACAAAAAUCAGGGAGAACAGCACAAUGGAAUGUGCAUUGGACAUCCCCUCAGGUGAUGACGAGGCACCUGAGAAAGAUGAAAUUAAUGCAAAGGAAGGGAAUGAGCCACCCCACAAGAAAAACAAGAAGCACAGAAAACACAAGAGCAAGAAGAAGAAGAGGAAGAAGAAGGGGGAAAAGGAGAGCAGUUCAGAAUCUGGUGCUGAGUCGGAUGCAGAGCCUCCGCCGCCGCCGCCGAGGGCUGUCAGGACCACCAGAGCCAGUGCCAGACUGGCAGCAGCUACAGGAGCUGGAGACCCAGCUGGGCUAAAGGAGGAUUGCAGGAGGGACGUAAUUACAGAUCGUGCAGACACAGAGGGAGAUGCAAAAUCCAAAAAACACAAAAGACACGCUGCCAAGAAGAAGAAAAAGAAGAAGAAGAAAGAAGAAAAGCAGGAGAAGAAAUCCCCAUCUCGCUCCCCAUCUGAAAGCAGCUCAGCUUCAGGCUCCGAGUCUGAAGGUGAAGGAGGGAAAGGGGCUGCUGAUGGCAAAUACUCUCCUGCUGCAGUAUCUGAACUGCAAGACCCAGUGUCCAAACUGGUUUCAAAAAGCAAACGAGGGGAGAAAGCUGAAUUGCUUGGAGUGAAGAAAGAGGAGAUAUCAGAUAUGGAUGUGUCCCCAUCUGGAGGGAAGGGCAGUAACACCAAUCGAUCAGAAAAAGAUACGAGGUCCCCCUCUGCAGGCCAGGAUGAGAUAACACAGACAGUGACAGUUAAGGUUAAGACAGAGGGUAGUCAUGCUGAUGGUACAUUCAGCCAUGCCCAGGAACUCCCUGACAUCAUCCCUAAACAGGAAGGUGCUACCGCAAGAGAUGACCCAGGCCUGAAAGAUCAGGCAAAUACAGUUCAGAGGGCAAAGGUCAGGGAGCGCGAUUCAUCCAGGUCCAGGUCUCCUUCCCCUCCCAGGGGCAUAGACAUUAAGAGGUCUGGGUCAAGUCAUAGUCGUUCCCCAACAUCUAGUCCUAGUAGGCAGCCCUCUGAUGGGCAAACAGCAGCAGCAGCAAAGAAAGAACGGUCAAGAACCCACUCCAGGUCAACCUCGAAGGGAAAACGGUCUACAACUCCUUUAAAGAGUCGGCAGCUGUCCCGCUCUCAGUCCCGCUCUCAGUCCCCUAAAUCUAGGAGGAAGUCUCUCACCCCGUCUCCCAAGAGAGCUAUCUGCCAGUCCCGGUCCACCUCUCGCUCCCUCACCCCAAAGAAGAUAUCAAAGGCUCCAAGGAAGUCCAAGUCUCCUAAACGUAGGAGGAGUUCAUUGUCUGUUUCUCCAAAGCGACGCAGAAGUUCCCGCUCUCCCAAAAGAAAGGUGUCGCGAUCCCCUAAACGUGGUGGGCGCAGGUCCCCCUCUCUAUCUCGGUCUCCAAGGAGAAGUCGAAGGUCAGAGUCACGUCCCCGUGGAGGCACAACACACUCCAGGGCCCGAUCACCUAGACGAGGUGGUGCAGUUGGCAGGCGUUCAAGGUCACGUUCCAUCACGAGAAACCGUCGCUCCAGCUCUAAAUCUAGACGCCCCCUUCGUCGCUCCAGGUCGCGGUCACCGGCAAGGCGUGCAGGAGGUAGGCGCUCCAGGAGUCGAUCUUUGUCUAAACGUAGGAGGUCACCACCCCCCAGAUCCCGCCGCUCACGCUCCCGGUCGACCCGCAGGAGCAGGCGAACCCGGUCCCGAUCCGUUGUGGUCCUCAAGCGCAACCGGCGCUCCAGAUCUAAAAGUACCCGCAAACGGACCAGAUCCAAAACCCCUUCCUCUCGACGGCGCACCCGUUCCCCCGCCAGGAGAAAUCGUUCUCCACCGAGGUCUGGCAAACGCUCCAAAUCUCGCUCGUUGUCUCAAAGGCAUCGGUCAAAGUCACACUCACCACUACCUGUCAAGAGGAAGUCCAAAUCUCCUAGGAAGAGUGGAAGAAGGUCAAAGUCUAAAUCAGUCUCUGUGGGCUUGAACAGAUCCAAGUCCAGGUCUGAGUCAAGUGAUGGGCGGUCUGACAACUCCUCCCCAGCCAGAUCCACAUCUUCUUCUCCUGUUAAACAGAUAAAGCCUUCCUCUCCUGAAGCAAAGCAGACAGCUGGAGAAAGUGGAGGAUUUACAGCUACAGCAGGUGCCUGGAAACCCAUGCCCUCAUCAGAUGCCAGUUCCUCAGAUACGUUGCAGGAGCAGCCUCAGAUGCUUUCUCCUAACCACGACAAGGAACAGAGGGCGCGUACCAGCUCAUCCAAUGAACGAGAUGUUUCCAGGUCCAGGUCCGGUUCUAGAGAGCCCAGCACUGGCCCAGAUGGGUCAGAUUGUUCAGCAGGCUCAGAUGAAGAAGAGGUUUCUUUCUCCCCAGUUAAAACGGCAUCUAAACACCAGAAAAGCUCAACUUCUUCACCUCGACGAUCAACAUCCAAGUCUACAUCUCGAAGGAAGCAGUCUAGGUCCAAGUCUCCUGUGAGGAAAAGAGAAUCUGUCUCUCCAUCAGAAAGGAAGAAACGACGGUCUAAGUCUCGGAGUCCUGCCUGGCGACGGAGGUCGCGCUCUGCUGCGCGGCGUAAACGUUCACGCUCCAAGUCACGAACCAGAAUCCGGCGAUCCAAGUCCCGCUCUCCAGCCCGAAAAAGACGAUCCCGCUCACCCAAUGCCCGUGGGAGGAGGAGGUCCAAGUCCACAGACAGAAGCAAGCGAUCAAAGAGCCGCUCCACAGGCCGGAGGAAAAGGUCAGGAGACAGAAGUAGGCGAUCAAGGUCUCGUUCUUCUGAUCGCAGACGCAGGUCUAGGUCAAGGGGCCGAGGGAGGCGCCCGGUGUUUCGCAGUCGUUCGUUUGAUAGGCGGGACAGGUGGAAAAGGGAACCCAGCCACUCUCCAGUUCUCAUUCUUCGCAAACAGCGACGCUCAGGGUCCCGGACACGACGCAGCACCAGCAAGACUCCUCCACGCCUCACUGACCUGGAUAAGGACCAGUUGCUGGAGAUAGCCAAAGCUAAUGCUGCUGCUAUGUGUGCUAAGGCAGGGGUUCCCAUUCCUGAGAGUCUUCGGCCGAAAGCCAUUCUCCAGCUCCCUCUACCCACUCCAUCUCCUACCCCCCUCUCCUUACCUCUACCGUUACCUCUCCCAAUGGGCAUGGGGAUGCCCAACAUGCCGAAUAUGCCCAACAUGGGUCAAAUGGGGAUGCCCAAUAUUCCAGGAAUGCCCAGCAUGUCAAACAUCACCAUGAGUGCCGCUAUGGCAAGUAUGACAGCAGCUACUAUGACAGCUGCCUUGACCAACAUGGGUGCCCUGGCAUCCAUGCCUCCCCUUGCCCCGCUUCCUACCAUCACUAACAAACCUCCCCCAUGUCUCGUCCCCCCAACGCCAACCCUUAACCUGGACCACAUCGAGGAAGCAAAGAGGAAGGUCACACAGCAAGCUAACAUUCACACCAUCAAGGAGCUUACUGAGAAGUGUAAGAUGAUUGCAAAUAGCAAGGAGGAGAUGGCUAUUGCUAAACCCCAUGUCUCGGACGAUGAAAGCUAAAACCGCCAAGCCCUCACGACACCCACUCCCCUCAAAAGACUGAAGGAAAAUGUAAAAAAAAAAAAAAAAUGCAGGAGGACCUACCUUCCCACAGUUCCCUUUGGCAGCCAGAUGACCUGACUGAGCCUCAUAAACCAAGAAGAAGAAGAGCACCCAAGUUGUCACAGUUACAAUAUAGGCACACCAGCCACUGCCCCACUCAGCGUGUGUGUGUGCGUGCGUGUGUGUGUGUGUGUGUGUGUGUGUGUGUGUGUGUGUGUGUGUGUGUGUGUGUGUGUUACCACUGAGUGAACUGGACACAUUGACGUGUGUACAGUUGUAUGACUGUAUAGUGGGUGUGGGUCUGUGUAUGAAUUGUUGGUGAGUGUGUAUAUAUAGUUACUUUCACCACCUCAGUGUUUCUGCUCAUGUAAGCAGUCACUGACUGUAAGAGGAAACAAACCAACUAGUGGCGCAAGUGUUUUUGUAAAAGAUUAGUUUCUCUAAAUUGCUUUAACUUUUAAUGCUUUCUUAAAGAAUUGUGUCAAGUGGAGACUGCUUCCUUGUUCUGCUGUAUUCCCCUCGGUCAUCGCCAAUUCCUAGUUUUAUAAACAGAUAAUGCAGACAAAGUUUUGGUACAUUCUUACAUGUGAUUUGUUUUCACAAGCCCGGGUUUUCAGGGCAAAUGAGUGACCACAUGUGAAUCCUGGAACAUGGUGCCAGAUGUGAUUAUUUUGAAGGAAUGGAAUAACUGAAUAUAUUGACUGCAAGAAGAAGUUUUGAUUUUUGGCUAUGAUAAAGAUUAACAUCUUCAUUCACAAAACAUAACUUUUAGCACUGCCCUGGGUGUGAUUUUUGUUCCCUCUACUUUAAACUGCACCGACCUAAUCUUUGACUCUACUCUGGUUUUUCAUUUGGACUUUUUUUGAAAACAUGUUUGUUGUAUAUUUAAAUGGAUAUUUUAUCUGCCACACUUUUAACACCAAUAUCCUAACAUGCAGUGUUGUGUGUUUUGCAGAUAUAAUAUAAUUUAAGAUGCAUAAAAAGCAUACCAUUAGUAUUUCCAUGAUAGGAUUUAAAAAAAAAAAAUAGAAGACAUUUGGUUGAGUGUAAACAUUUGAAAGGUCUAUAUUUCUAUUCGUUAUCCAGCUUUGAUUUUGAAAGCAAUGCUGGUUGAUUGCUGUCUUGGAGAUCCCACAUGUCUGGACCUUGCCAUCAGAACAUAACCUACCAUAAUACCCAUAAUCCCAGAUUCAUAUCACAACUGAAAUCCAAUUGACUUGACCUUGAGCCACCAAGCUUUAGCUAUAGCAAUGUAACAUUUUUUUGUUUUCCUGAUAAGAAACCAGAUGGGUGAAAAUGUAACUUCCCUUAAACUUCACAAUGUAAAUUAAGGUAAUUACUUGUUUAGAAUAAAAUGUCUAAUUCACUGUUACUGAAUACAUGAUAAGCAAUAGGCAUUUUUUUUUAUUUUUUAAAUACGCUUUAUAUAUGCUUUUGCCUUUCUGUUGCUGUUUAUUAUUAAAACAUCAGUGGCUUUUAUUCAGGCACACAUGAACAUAAUUAAUGUUGUGCUGGGGCUGACAAAUUACUUGUAGUGGUUAUAGAGUUGAAUGUAGAAAGUUGAGUAUGUCCCGAACUGUGCGAUUGUUAAACGUUUUUUGUAUAGACAAUCAAGGUUCUUUGUCUUAAGAUGCUUUUUUUGGAGAAAGAACUAUAACCACAAUUUAUACAUAUUGCAGCAUUGUAAUCAGGUUGCAAAUAAGAGAAUUGUCAUGGAUAACUGUGCAAACAAUGAAAAACCCAGCAAGCCCUUUUCAUUUAAUCCACUGACGCGUUUAAUAUUUGCUGUAAAUGUUACCCUUGCCCCUAGUUGGUCUUCUGUGUGAGCUGCGUCUGGGUAAACACGUACAUGUUUUACUCAAUGCUUUUGUACCCUUGGAUAACUGAUGAACAAGGCAAACUUGGUGCUUUGGGGACAUUUGGCAGGGGUGAGGUUUUUGAGGAAUCUUGCACUCAUAACUCAUUAAUUUUCAUUGGAGAGGGAAAUAAUUCUGGAUUCAUUAUUUUUUGUCGACCUCCCACACCCAGGGCUGUUUAACUGGAAGAUAAUCUGUUAGGGUUUCCAACUGACUAUACUGUCUGUACCAAAAGCAUUGUUGAAUUGAUUCCCUGAGGUAAUCUUUAGCUAUUUUAAUGAUAGAAAAAAGAUGAAAAUGCAUUUUAGAUUUUUUUUUUGUUUUUUGGGCCAUUUGAAUAUGACAUUGCCUGCUUUGUACAUACAUGUGUUGAUGAUUAUUAAAAACCUCAAUGAUCUGUA
Messenger RNA from Sander lucioperca (pikeperch), 6031 nucleotides. RefSeq lists its product as uncharacterized. Lineage: Eukaryota; Metazoa; Chordata; Actinopteri; Perciformes; Percidae. Gene Ontology annotation, molecular function: RNA binding. The record is from RefSeq and is a predicted model, not a curated record. Bases 238 to 3732 code for a protein of 1164 amino acids. The transcript has 10 exons. Gene Ontology annotation, biological process: regulation of mRNA splicing, via spliceosome; regulation of cell cycle.